This is a messenger RNA of Xiphophorus hellerii (green swordtail), 1678 nucleotides long. Its product is annotated as interferon-induced protein with tetratricopeptide repeats 2-like. The record is from RefSeq and is a predicted model, not a curated record. Gene Ontology annotation, biological process: defense response to virus. Lineage: Eukaryota; Metazoa; Chordata; Actinopteri; Cyprinodontiformes; Poeciliidae. Gene Ontology annotation, molecular function: protein binding. Bases 207 to 1535 code for a protein of 442 amino acids. The transcript is spliced from 2 exons. Gene Ontology annotation, cellular component: cytosol.
ACAGAAAGUAAACUCCAGCCUCUCCCUGACUGGUUAAAUUGGUGUUUUCUCCUGCGGAGCCUCAUUCCUUCAGACUGACGUCCUGCAGUCAAACAUGUUUACGUGUCUCUGAGCUCAGGUUGAGACGUUUCAGGAUUACCUCUGACAGAAACGCUGGAAAGCUUCAAAAUCAAGACAUCCUCAAAGUGAUUUGAAACAGCUGGAUCAUGAGUUCUGAUGAAAUGUUGAAGUCCAGACUCAACGCCCUGCAGAGCCACUUCACCUGGGAUCUGAAAUCCAGCCGGCAAAACCUGACCUACCUGAGAAUCCGACUGGAGGACAUCGGCACUGAAGAGGGAAACUUCUGGCUGGGUCACGUCUACAACCUGCUGGGCUUCAUCCAGUACCAGCUGGGCUCCUCUGAAGACGCCCUGAACCUCUUCAACCGGGCCGCUGAGACCUUCCAGAGGCAGAAAAACGCUGAUGAAGGUCCCUGGUUGAUGGUGAACUUUGGGAAUCUGGCCUGGCUGCACCAUCACCUGGGAGAAGAUGAGAAGAGUGAAGACUACCUGUCAAAGGUCGACGGUCUGAUGAGGAAAUACCCAGCUCCACCUGAGUUAGAGCGCCACCCAGAGGUCUUAGCUGAGAAGGCCUGGACCCUGAUGAAGUUUGAUAAAGAGAAGAAGCUGGAGGCUGCAGAGCUCUUCCAGAGAGCCAUCGAGAUGCAGCCGGACACCGUGGAGUGGCAGAGCAGCUACGCCAUACUAUCAGCACAAAGUCUAGAAGAAAGCAUAGAGAAACUGUUCGCUGGCAACCUGGAAGAGCUGAGAUCAGCCAAAGAACGAGAUCCAGAUAACUUAUGCAUUGCUGCUCUUUAUCUGGAGGCCAAAGCUGCGUCAAUUAAGCGUGAAGCAAGAGAGUUAGCUGAAAGGAUCCUAGAGAGGCCGAUUAACAACUACUGUGGCAUCGAUGUACUACUGAGUCUUUACAUGAAGCACAUCUCUAAAGAUGAAGCUGUUGACAUAGCCAAAGAGGCUCUGAGGAGACAUCCAGACUCACGAUACGUGAAAAGGGCGGCUGCAAAGUACUACACUAAAAAGAUUUUAUCUAAUUGCAGCAAUCCUGACCCCAGAAGGAUCAAAGAAACAAUCAGUCUGUGGGAGGAAGUGGUUGAUGCUUAUCCUGAAUCCUCCCUUAAAGAAAGAUUAGCUCUAGCAGACGUACAGGCAAAGAUAGAUAAAGAGGAAGCUGAGCAGAUUUACAAAGAGCUGCUGGAACAAAGACAAGAUCUGGAUCCAGCAGGAAAACAGAUGCUUUACUGUCGCUACGCCAAAUAUUUAUUCUUUAUGAAAAAUAACAGCUGCGAGUCAACUGAGUACCACAUGAGGGCAGCAGAGAUCCAAGAAGAGUCAAAAUAUCGACAUUCCAGCAUCACAGAACUGAAGAAGACCUUAACAAGAGAAACUUCCAGAAGAAACGGAGACGCUGAUCUGUGCAAACGCAUCAAGGAGCUUCUGGCCAGACUGGGAAUUCAACCUGCAACCCAGAACCACUGAAUGUGAUCAGAACACAUUCUUAAACUAUUUCACAUUAGCAUCAAAUAUAAGCGGAAUAAUUUAGAUAAGUAAGUUGUUUUCAUAUCUAUGAAUGGGUCUUCUUCUGUAACUUGAUUUUUUGCUAAAUAAAAGUUGGAGUUUCA